UGCUCUUGCAGUUGACUUUAGCUUGGCUUCACCGGAGUAUUUCUAGGAAAGAGUCCCAGAAUUAGAAGUGCUGGCUUAAAGAAUAGAUAUUGCGCUGUCGUGUUUAGCUUUGGGUCUGCAGGGACCCAUGCGAGUUCCACAUGACUAUGGAGAGUGUUAUUUCUGUUCGGGGCCAAUCUACCCCGGCAUGAUGUUAGUCCGCAACGAUUGCAAGGUUUUCAGAUUUUGUAAAUCCAAAUGUCAUAAAAACUUUAAAAAGAAGCGCAAUCCUCGCAAGGUCAGGUGGACUAAAGCAUUCCAGAAAGCAGCUGGUAAAGAGCUUACAGUGGAUAAUUCAUUUGAAUUUGAGAAACGUGGAAACAAGCCUGUCAAAUACCAGAGAGAGCUAUGGAAUAAAACUAUUGAUGCAAUGAAGAGAGUUGAAGAGAUCAAACAGAAACGCCAAGCUAAAUUUAUAAUGAACAGACUGAAGAAAAAUAAAGAGCUACAGAAAGUCCAGGACAUCAAGGAAGUCAAGCAAAGCAUCCAUUUUAUCCGAGCCCCUCUUGCAGGCAAAGGAAAGAAGUUGGAAGAUAAAAUGGUACAGCAAUUACAAGAGGAUGUGGACAUGGAAUAUGUUGCCUAAAAAAUCUUACUGUCUGUGGCCAUUUCUUUUUUUUUUUUUUGUAGAGACAGAGUCUCACUGUACCGCCCUCGGAUAGAGUGCCAUGACGUCACACGGUUCACAGCAACCUCUAACUCUUGGGCUUACGUG
This is a messenger RNA of Nycticebus coucang (slow loris), 754 nucleotides long. Its product is annotated as probable ribosome biogenesis protein RLP24. Gene Ontology annotation, biological process: ribosomal large subunit biogenesis. The record is from RefSeq and is a predicted model, not a curated record. The transcript has 2 exons. NCBI's taxonomy places the organism in Eukaryota, Metazoa, Chordata, Mammalia, Primates, Lorisidae. Gene Ontology annotation, cellular component: nucleolus. Bases 128 to 625 code for a protein of 165 amino acids.